CAGCGCGGAUCGUCUCCCCUCCUCUCCCUCACCCCCGUGCUCCGACGGCGCUGCGGGACCGUCCCCCGGCUCCCUCGGGCUGGGGGCGGCCGCACGGCGCCGGCAGGCGGAGGCCGAAAGUUGCCACUCGUCCCGCCCAUGGCGGCGGGCGGGAAGCGGCGGCUCCCCUUCAGCGCCAGGCGGCCGCCGGGAGCCCGGCGCCGGCCCUGAGCAGCGCCCCGUUCCCCCGGCGGGGCCGUGCCGUGCCGCGGUGAGUAGCCCGGGCCGGGGGGCGGCCGGCGAUGCCCCCCCGGGCGGCGGAGCGCCCCCCAUGGCGAGCGCGGCGGCGGCGGGGGGUGGCCCGCGGGCGCUGCGGGCCCUGGGCGGCUGCCUGCUGGGCGCCCUGGUGCUGGGCACGCUGGCGGGCAACGCGCUGGUGUGCCUGGCCGUGCUGCGGUUCCGCCACCUCCGCGCCAAGGUCACCAACUGGUUCGUGCUGUCGCUGGCCGUCUCCGACCUGUGCGUGGCCGUCCUGGUUAUGCCCUGGAAGGCGGUCACCGAGGUGGCCGGCGGCUCCUGGCUCUUCGGCAGCCGCUUCUGCGACACCUGGGUGGCUUUUGACAUCAUGUGCUCCACCGCCUCCAUCCUCCACCUCUGCAUCAUCAGCCUGGACCGGUACUGGGCCAUCGCCAGCCCCUUUCGCUAUGAGCGGCGGAUGACGCAGCGCCUCGCCUGCGCCAUGAUAGCUGCGGCCUGGGCCCUCUCCGUCCUCAUCUCCUUCGUCCCUGUGCAGCUACACUGGCACAAAGCCAAGGACAGGAGGCAGCCGGGCUCCCAGCCGCCUGGGACACCGCGCUGUGAGGUCAGCCUGAACCGCACUUACGCCAUCACCUCCUCCCUCGUCAGCUUUUACAUCCCUGUGGCCAUCAUGAUCAUCACCUACACCAGGAUCUACCGGAUCGCCCAGGCCCAGAUCCGCCGCAUCUCCACCCUCGAGCGAGCAGGGGGGCAGUGGCCAGCCCAUGGCAAGGAGCCCACCUCCGCUCUGCGGAGCUCCCUGCGCAAGGAGACCAAGGUGCUGCAGACCCUCUCUAUCAUAAUGGGAGUCUUCGUUUGCUGCUGGCUGCCCUUCUUCCUGCUCAACUGCCUGCUGCCUUUCUGCCAGCCGGAGAGCGACCGGGAAGGGCAGUCAGCCUGCGUUGGCCAAACCACCUUCAACAUCUUCGUGUGGUUUGGCUGGGCCAACUCCUCGGUGAACCCAGUCAUCUACGCUUUCAAUGCAGACUUCAGGCGGGCUUUCAGCAACCUGCUGGGCUGCAGGUGCUUCUGCUGUGACACACGUAAGUCCACUGUGGAGAGGGUCAACUUCAGCAAUGAGCUGGUUUCCUAUCACCAGGACACCACCUGCCAGAAGGAAGGAGCCGCCUCAUCGUCAGUGCCACCCGCUGCCGUCACUGCCUGGGUGCAGCCUGUGCCCCAUGCUGUAAGCCUCCAGGGGGAGGACAGCAGUGAGGAGCUGCCUGCAGAGAAGAGGCCUGGGACUCCUCAGACAAAGGCUGCCCCUGGCAGCAGCCCAAAGUGCCAUCAUGUGCCAACUAUUUUGCGAUUGGAUUGUGGGGCAGAGCUGUCUCUGGAAACUAUUACCCCCUUUACAGGGCUUGGUGGAUGUGAGGGACCCUGUCAUCCCAUUCCAGAGGGAUGAUAAGCAGCUGUAUGUUUCACCCAUGCAGUGAAUUCCCACAGGAGGAAUUCACUCUGCCUCCAUGUAAGGUACAUCCAUCCCCCAGCAAACAAAUACCAUGCCAGGAGGAUGGGAACCUGAUGUUCUUACCCCAGAGGGGUGACAGGCAUAUCGAUUCCAUUCCACAAGCGUAUAGCAACCACAUAUUAACCUCUUUCCACUCCUACCUUCACCCCUUACCAUUUUUAAUAGUAGGCAGGCAUUUUCUAUACAGUUGUUUGCCCUACUCCUCAAUCAAACCUGUGAUAUUUAUUAAGAAUUUUAUUAAGAAUUGUGAGAUAAUUGAGAUUUUGAUCAAAAUUAGAUCAAAAUAAAAACAGCUGAUGAGGCUCCAUAACAUAAAUUUACUGAGAAAACUUAGAUUUAAACUUAGAUUUAGCUGCAUUUCUAAAAGCAGCUCUCCCCCUCCCCCCAUGGUUUCACAUCAUAUAGGACUGAAAGUUGUUUGGUUUUAUUUCUGUGUUUACUUUGAAGCUGGAUGUCUGUAUUUACAUAUCAAAUCUGUGUUUAAACUCUGAAAAUUGCUCAAUAAAAACAUCAUCUUAUGCUGA
This is a messenger RNA of Anas platyrhynchos (mallard), 2271 nucleotides long. RefSeq names its product D(1)-like dopamine receptor. Gene Ontology annotation, molecular function: G protein-coupled receptor activity. Gene Ontology annotation, cellular component: plasma membrane. Gene Ontology annotation, biological process: adenylate cyclase-activating adrenergic receptor signaling pathway; positive regulation of MAPK cascade. The record is from RefSeq and is a predicted model, not a curated record. NCBI's taxonomy places the organism in Eukaryota, Metazoa, Chordata, Aves, Anseriformes, Anatidae.